This is a messenger RNA of Momordica charantia (bitter melon), 2120 nucleotides long. RefSeq names its product Auxin efflux carrier family protein (gene PIN8). Gene Ontology annotation, molecular function: auxin efflux transmembrane transporter activity. Gene Ontology annotation, biological process: auxin export across the plasma membrane; auxin polar transport. NCBI's taxonomy places the organism in Eukaryota, Viridiplantae, Streptophyta, Magnoliopsida, Cucurbitales, Cucurbitaceae. Gene Ontology annotation, cellular component: endoplasmic reticulum; plasma membrane. The record is from RefSeq and is a predicted model, not a curated record.
UAAAAUUUUAAAAAUGAUGGAAAUCCCUUUUCAUGUUCUUUCAAAAUGAAGUAAAAAACUAAACCUCGAAGUUAUAGAGCUAUCAUGUCAGCCUAGUUAGAUCUCCUUUAUUUAAAGAAGUGAUAAAUCUAAAGCACAUGAGCACAAGAAUUCUGGAAUCUACUUUUAGCUUUUAGUGACAAAAAUACCCCCCACUUUCAUAAGUAAUCAGUCCCGCUAUUUACACAUUAUUAUCACAAUAUUAAUACUCCAUAUCUAACCAUCACACGAGGGAUUAGAAAAAGGUGAUACAUAAACUGUCGACUCAUGUAUAACAUAAUGGAUAAUUCUUAAUCUAAGUAAAUAAAAUACCAUAUAGCAUAUGCAGUUUAAUUAUCAGUUAAUACAAUAAAAGUUUGGGUAGGGUAUUAUAAUAUAACUGCAAAUGCCUCUCAUAUUAUAAGAUCUCUACACAGACUUAUGCUCAUCUAUAAAUAAGAGAGUUGAAGGUCAUUCUGGGUAUUAUUGGAACUUUUGAAGAGGGUUCAAAAGGAACAGUGGUUCAGAACCUGAGCUUUUAUCGAUUAAUAAUGCAAUCAAGAAAAGCAGAGAAAAGUGCUUUAUUAACCAGGAAUUUCCAUAGACAAUAAGAAAAAUCUUCAAUCCUUCUUCUGCUGGUCACCAUGAUUUCGUUGUCUGAUGUCUAUCAUGUUGUAGCAGCCACAGUCCCUCUGUACGCGGCCAUGAUGUUAGCUUACAUCUCAAUAAAAUGGUGGAAGUUCUUCACACCGGAGCAGUGUUCUGGAAUAAACAAGUUCGUGGCAAAGUUCUCAAUCCCACUGUUAUCAUUUCAAGUCAUUUCAGACAACAACCUCUACAAAAUGAACCUGCUACUGAUAUCCGCUGACUUUCUUCAGAAAAUUUUAGCUAUUGCUCUGCUGGGAGCAAUCACUAAAAUCACCUCUCGGGGAGGAUUAAAUUGGAUUAUCACUGGUCUCUCUCUGUCAACUAUGCCCAAUACUCUAAUUCUUGGACUACCGGUACUGAAGGCCAUGUACGGUAGUGAAGCAGAUGUGCUUCUUGCCCAGAUAGUCGUCUUACAGAGCAUUCUCUGGUACAACAUAUUACUGUUUCUCUUUGAGUUCACUACCACAAAAGCAGCUUCUUUAGCUCCAGCAUCAGAACUAGAAGCCACAGUGGCAAUUGAUACAGCUCAAGAAGGGGGAGCAAAAGAAGAAAGUGAGGAGGAAAGAAACAGAAAUGGAAGGAGUCUCAAAACCAGUUCCAUUCUCUUAACAGUUGCUAGGAAGCUUAUCAUCAACCCCAAUACUCAUGCAACAAUAUUAGGACUCAUUUGGGCAAGUAUACGAUUCAGGUGGGGAGUAAAAUUGCCAGAAGUUAUUGACAGAUCGAUAAAAAUUUUGUCAAAUGGAGGACUUGGUAUGGCAAUGUUCAGCUUAGGUCUAUUCAUGGGUUCACGGCCUAGCAUUAUAGCAUGUGGGACAAAGAUGACACUGGUGGCCAUGGGAAUGAAAUUCUUAAUUGGGCCUGCGCUAAUGGCGGCAUGCUCAGUUGUUCUAGGACUCAGGGGCAGAUUGCUCAAAGUGGCAAUUGUGCAGGCAGCACUUCCCCAGGGCAUUGUUCCAUUCGUCUUUGCCAAAGAGUAUAACAUACAUCCAGAAGUUUUAAGCACAGGGGUACUCCUGGGCUUGCUCAUUGCGUUGCCAGUAGCAUUGGCCUAUUACUCCUUGCUGUCAUUGUAAAGCAUCAAUGCAUGCAGUCAUGCCAAGACAGGAUACAUGGUGCUGAAACAAGAAACUUACGACAUCCACUCUAAACACCAGGAAAGACCACAUGCAGAGAUGAAAUUUGUUUAGUUACAAAUUUUUUUGCCAUUUUUUUUCCAUCAUGGUAUAGUGCUAACGAUUCCUCUGCCAGAACUAUUUGCAUCCCGUUGUCUGUAUAGUCCUAUUAUCCAUUUGUUUGACUCUGUAACAGUUCAACAUUAGCCUGGCUAUGAAGAUUCUCUCAAAGACAAUCGAAAAAUGCAUGAAAAUUCAAAGAAGAAACUGUCAAACGGUUUGUGAUCAUAGUCAAGAAUGCCGGAACCGCAGUAUAAAGUCUAGGACAAUAUCUUUUCA